This is a messenger RNA of Lytechinus variegatus (green sea urchin), 3344 nucleotides long. Its product is annotated as SH3 and PX domain-containing protein 2A-like. Bases 197 to 2113 code for a protein of 638 amino acids. Gene Ontology annotation, molecular function: phosphatidylinositol binding; superoxide-generating NADPH oxidase activator activity; protein binding. The transcript has 15 exons. Gene Ontology annotation, biological process: superoxide anion generation. The record is from RefSeq and is a predicted model, not a curated record. Lineage: Eukaryota; Metazoa; Echinodermata; Echinoidea; Temnopleuroida; Toxopneustidae.
UGUUGACUGUUGUGGAGUGCAGCAGUGCAGUGUGAACUUUCCGUCAAGCUUUUAAGACUCUAAUUACUGACUGGAUUACUUUUUGAUUUACUUUGAUACACUAAGCCUACACUUUUACAAGUAUAGCAAGAUUUUCAGCGAGUGCAACGUGGAAAGUGAAUUGAGAAGUAACUACCGGUACAUGUAGUUGAAGAAAAUGGGAAAAAGAACGGUGUUGAAUGCCUGCGUAACAGACAUUGAGAAGAGGAGGGAACCGACAAAACAUUAUGUUUAUAUCAUCCAUGUGACUUGGUCGGAUGGAUCUGUCAAUGUGGUCUACCGGAGAUACAGCUCUUUCUUUGACUUCCAGAACAAACUUCUGUCUAAGUUUCCAGAGGAAGCCGGUGCUAACAACCCAUCUUCAAGGUGUAUCCCAUUCCUGCCAGGUAAGAAGCUGUUUGGAAGAAGUCAUGUAAGAGAAGUUGCUCUGAAAAGACUUGCUCCAAUAGAUGAAUACUGUCAGGCUUUAGUAAAGUUACCAGGAAAAAUAUCUGACAGUAAGGAAGUGAUCGAUUUCUUCACGCCUACGCCGGAGGAUGUCAGUCCUCCUUCGCCAGAUGGAGGAGAGUCAACAAGAGGGAAAGACAUUGGAAGCAUUUCAGAGCCCAUUCAGGCUGAGCAGUACAUAGUGGUUGCAGACUACAAAAAACAGCAGAAGAAUGAAGUAGAACUAACAGCUGGAGAUCUGGUGGAGGUCUUCGAGAAGAAUGAUAAUGGUUGGUGGUUUGUGACUGUUCAAGAUCAGCACGGCUGGGCUCCGGGGACAUUCCUUCAGAAACCUGAUGGGCAGGAAGAAGAGGAAGAAGAAGAGACGCUCAUACCAGGAAAUGAUGAGAGUUACAUCACAAACAAUGCAUACCAGGGGCAGGCUGAAGAUGAGAUAUCGUUUGAGACGGGUGUGAUUGUUAAUAUCAUCCAGAAGAGUUUAGAUGGGUGGUGGAAAGUCAGUUACCAGGGCAAGCAAGGCUGGGCACCCGCAACCUACCUACAGAUCUACAAAGGACCAGCCGGGGUCACUCCCAAGCCUCCCACGCAGAGCAUCGGUAAUGUCAUGCUACUCAAGGGUGGAAGUGACAGUAGGCCCAAACCAAGUCCUGGUCCUGGACGACCUCAGCUCCCUCCCGUGCAGCCCAGAGAUGAACCCGGACAACUCUAUUGUAAUUUUGACCCAGAAGACAAGCCUACACCCCCGAGAAGAGCUACAGUCAAGGAUACUGAUAGUGAUGAUGAAGCUUCAAUCAAGUCUGUUUUAAGGAGACUAAGAAGAACAAAAAGCUGUGGUUGUGAGAAAUCUGUUCGGAGGGGUGGUGUACGACAGACGAAGCCUAGACUCAAGAAAGUUAUGGAAUACUACACUACGGCAAGCUUCCAAGGUGCUGCGGGCGAAGGAAGCUUAUCAUUCGAUGCAGACCAGAAGUUAGAGGUUAUGGAAGAGAAUGAUGGUGGUUGGUGGUACGCAAAAAUCAAUGGAGAAGAAGGGUGGGUACCGUCCAACUACAUUGAAAAACGUGAAGUGACCACCAGUGGCAGAUUCAAUGGAAAGUCUUUAAGUAAUCUUGACGAAGAGACGGGAGAGGAUAGAAAUGUCCCUCCAGCCCUUCCAGCCAGACCAACCUUCGGAAGCGGGGGUACCGGAGCUUUCAAGCCGGUGACUAAGAAAUCCAUCCCGCCCCCUGUUGACCGAUCCAACAGCCCGUUGUUAAAUCGAAAACCAAACACAAACAGUGGCAGGUUCGACGAGGUUCGAAGAGGAAGUGGGGGCUCUGGUGGCGAUAUGAUGGCUGCCCUCAAGAAACAGUUUGAAAGGUCUUCUGUUGAGGAAUCGUCAUCUCCGCCUAUUCCUGCAAGGCCGGGUCUUGCUCCCAAGCUCCCCAAACCAACACCCCAAGCAUUCUGCAACAGAGAUGCAGCUUACAUCACUACGAGUAACUAUGUGAAUGACGAGAAUGAUGGACUUAGUUUUGAGGAAGGGCAGAAGGUGGAGGUGAUCAAGAAGGAUGAUAGUGGUUGGUGGUUGGUCAGGAUAGGAGCAACCGAAGGAUGGGCACCAAAUACUUUCUUAGAAAAACUUUAAGACCAACAACUACUAUAAACUCUUGUACAUUUGCACUUAUUAAACAUUCUUCUGUGUUAUGAGCGUUGAAACACGGCCCAUUGCAAAUUAAAGUCUAAAAAUCAUUGCGACUAACCGUCAACCAAUGAAAUGGCAUAUUAGGAAUUUGCGCUUUCUGCGAUGGGCUGAACACUAAUAGUAUAUUUUUCCACAUCGUAGUUUUAGAUCAGAUCUUAAAGCUGUUUUCUUCUCUAUCAUGUCUAUAUUUUUACACUCAAAUAGUUUUAUAAAAAAUAAAAGAACUAGAAUUUAUGCAUCAUUAAUAACAGUACUUAUUUGCAAUUUUAUAUUAUACAUUCUUUAUCAAAGGGUGCUUUCACAUAUAUAUUUUUUGUUAUAGGAGGUCUAAAGGUGUGUGUGUAUUAAAAGUCUGUUGCAAACAUUUGGUGGGAAAACAUGUAUUUUUGUGAUGGAAAGGGGUAGCACAGAAUUGUUAAUAUAUACAUCAUGAUAAUUUGAUAACAUGAAGUUAGAAUUAUACAUGGAUAUUUCACUAGAACAUAUAUAUUGAAUAUAGAAAUCACCCAAAUAAUAUUCACAAAUCGAACAGAUUGUAAUGAUUUUUAAAUGAAUAAAAAUAAUAUAGGAUUUUUAUCACACAUAUCCACGUUGUUAGGUGCUCAAGGCACUGCUAUAUUAUCCUGGCUAAGCUAGUCUACCGAUUCCGCACUCACAGCUUUCUUAGGAAUUACUUCCUGCUGUUACCUAAUUACCUCCCCUGGGUAGGGUGCAGCACAAUGUGGGUAAAUUUCUUGCUGAAGGAAGACACGUCAUUGCUGGGAAUCGAACCCAUGUCCCUCAGAUUGAAAGAUGAGAGUCUUAACCACUAGACCACAACGUAUCCGCAUACCAAGUAAAUGUAACCUGAGAACCUUUUUCUCUUUGAUUCCGGAGCUGCUUUUGACAGAAUGGUUUCUCACUUGGGGGCCUUCAGAGUAUCCCUCUUUCCCUGAAAUUAACUACAAAUCAAUUUAACUAUGAAAUUUAUUUAUUAUUAAAGAGGUAUUAAUAUUAGUAAUAGCUUGAUUAAUGUAGCGCUUUUCCAGAGGAUACACAAACACAACUAUAACCACAGCUUCAGCUUAAAUUGUCGGUUCAUCAUCAACACUUGGUGCAAUCAAGGAAUCCUGCGAGGUUUCCAUUCACCUCACCUGGCUCAAGUGCAGCACUAUGUGUAUGGAUAGAUUUCUUG